GCAGACACGCCCGUCGACUCAUUGUUGUACCAGCUACACGAGAUAAGCCUCGCUCUCAUGCCGCCGUGGAGCACAAUCGUGGACCGCAGGACCGUGAGAUCCUUGACCGAUGUCGCAUGGUACGACCUCAUGGGCGUGUUGGUAAAGCUAAAAAGUUCGCAUGAGUGGGCCAAGCACGCUUUCACGCUCCAUAGCGACAACGACUGCGCGAAUACGCGCACGCGCGCCCAAGCGGCGUCUCCGCCCCCCGCCCCCGGCGACCUCGUCUACGCCGCCAUCGCCCAGACCGCACAUCUUUACAUCUGGGGCGUCCUCAGCGAUCUGAAAUACGACACUGCAUCCAAAGGCCACUUCUCGCGGCAGCUGCGCGCGCUGCUCUCAGUACCAGACCUACUAGAGCGUUGGACGGCCGCAGGCGCGCGCCUGCCUUCCCUGGCCUGGACGUUAGGCGUGGGAUGGUUUGUCGCGAGUGGCCACCACGGCGACCCGUCGUUGCCGAAGUGGUUUGAAGGGCGCUUGGCGGUUGUGGUGCCCGAGAUGGUGAGGAUGCAGCUGGUAACAGGGGGGCCGGGGAUUGAGGUGCUUAUGGGCGAGUUUCCGAGCACGGAUGUAUUUUGGAAGGAAAUGUGGCGGUUGGCGGAACGAUGGGGGGCGAUGAGGGAGAGCGCUGUUUGAUGGUGAUGCUGCUGCGUGAUACGGUCAAGAUUGGUGACAAGGUUUUAGCUGGUUGGCAACUUCCGGCUAUCGAAAAGGCGUUUGUCGGUAUAUCAGGCUAGGUCUUGUGCUGCCGUUGGGAAAUCUUUACCGUUAUAAGGAAAGAAACUUAAUAAACAAUCUACG
Messenger RNA from Aplosporella prunicola CBS 121167, 840 nucleotides. RefSeq lists its product as uncharacterized. The transcript has a single exon. The coding region runs from base 58 to 675 and encodes 205 amino acids. The record is from RefSeq and is a predicted model, not a curated record. NCBI's taxonomy places the organism in Eukaryota, Fungi, Ascomycota, Dothideomycetes, Botryosphaeriales, Aplosporellaceae.